AACCCGGGAACCGUCUGGACUCCGCCACUCCACUAUGGCGCCUCGACUGGUCCUGCUCCUGCCUUGCUCUCUCUUCGCCUUUCUCUUCUUCUUCCCACCCACCUCCGAAGCCAUGCCAGUAAAAUUGCCUCGCCAGUACUUGCCGCCUCAGCCGGGAUACAUCCCCGUGUACAUCCAGGAUGGCGACACCCCGCCUGACGUAGAGUCCAUCUACGAGGUGCUGGACGGGCGCGGUCCCGCGGUGUCCGACGUGCAGGAGGUGCCCCAGAGGACCGACCUGGACCAGGGGCAGGAGCAGGAGCAGGAGUUGGGGUUGGAGUUGGAGGACAACGGGAUGGACACUCUGAGGGAGAGCAAGGAAGUGCUGGUCAGGCAGUUGACCGACUCCACCAGGGAGAACGAAGUACCGGGAGUGGGAGAGGCGGAGGAACUUCCCAAGUAGAAGUUCUCGUCUCCGAUCUAGCCACCUCUACCCACCGACCAAGAACAAAGAGAAGGCGUUGGGAACUUGUAACACCCUGAAACCUCUCUCUUCCGUCUAGCUAACAUUCGUGUUCUGCAUCUAGAACAUCUUUAGAAGAUUUGUUAUAAAACUCGUCACUUGUGAUUUAUUUAUUAAUGUAACCGUUAUCGUGUCGUCAGAAAAGCAAUGGUUGUGAUUAUUUAUUUAGUUUAAUCUAAAUUUAAUAAAUUAUUAAUAAAAUGAA
Molecule: messenger RNA, 707 nt
Organism: Homalodisca vitripennis (glassy-winged sharpshooter)
Lineage: Eukaryota; Metazoa; Arthropoda; Insecta; Hemiptera; Cicadellidae
Exons: 2
Coding region: 35-442 (135 amino acids)
Source: RefSeq, a predicted model, not a curated record